Messenger RNA from Tripterygium wilfordii, 4598 nucleotides. Its product is annotated as auxilin-like protein 1. Gene Ontology annotation, biological process: clathrin coat disassembly; clathrin-dependent endocytosis. Bases 116 to 4438 code for a protein of 1440 amino acids. Lineage: Eukaryota; Viridiplantae; Streptophyta; Magnoliopsida; Celastrales; Celastraceae. Gene Ontology annotation, molecular function: clathrin binding. Gene Ontology annotation, cellular component: vesicle; intracellular membrane-bounded organelle; cytoplasm. The transcript has 8 exons. The record is from RefSeq and is a predicted model, not a curated record.
UCUCUCUCUUUUCGUUCGCUCUCUCCUUCUGUCUCGACAGUCUGCAAAGACUCUGCAGAGAGAGAGAGCAAAACGCACUACACGGGUAACGCAGAACCCUAGAGGCGUCAUUUUCAUGGAAAAUUACUCACAUUCUCGACAACCAAGCACACUCUCCAAGAAAACCUGCAAUGGCGCUGUAGCGGCAAGGAGUAUCGCCUACGACGACGUUUUCGGUGACCCGCCGAGGUUCAGGGUGCCUCAGACACUCGCCCCGCGCGUGGAGGACUACAGCGAGAUAUUCGGCGCUGUUCACGCCUCACGCGCCUCCUCGAUUCCCGUGCUUGAUCUUCCCUUGGUUGAAGAUGAUGCUGAGGUGUUCUUUGAUGUUCAGAGGUCUGGUUUCGACUAUGGGGAGGUCUUCGGCGGAUUUGACGCCCUGGACUUUACUGUGUCGUAUGAGGACUUGCGGAGGACGGAGGAGACCAACGGUCAUGGUGGUAAUGGAGAUUUUUCUGACGACGACUGGACACCAGCAGCAUCUGAGACCCUGUCUGAAGUUUCAGAUGAUUCUGCAAAGAACCUACACUUCUCAAACCAGGAGGUUUACGAGCCAGUUGAUGGCAGUACAGAGUUCAGCAUAUCAUAUCAUAUAGCUAAUCAAGGAAGCAAUGCAGAUAUCUCGAAUGGGAUUACUCACGUACCUCAGUUCCAUUCUUUCCCAGGAUAUACUCUUCUUGUUGAUGAAAACACUUAUCUGAGCGGGGCAGGUUUUGAGAAUCCAUCUUUGGAGGUAACCGAUGAUGGCAAUCUCAACAUGGAUUUUAGUGGGGAAAUGAAGGGAAAGCACCUCAGAAAAACCAUGUCAUACUCCUGCAAUGGUAGUACAGACAUGCUGACAUUUGGAAAUUACCUUGAAUCUCAAAAACGAUAUAGUAGAAGUGGAUCUCUUCCUAAGGAGAUGUUUGUUACAGUUUCUGAUGUUAGCCUUCGAACUCAGCCCUCGCAAGUGCCUCCUCCUUCUAGACCUCCACCCGCAUUAGAUUUCAAAAAGGUUGAUUCCAGAAGGGCUUCUUCAAGUUCUAAAAGUGUUGUUUCCGAAUCAACUCCAGGUGAUAAUUCUCCUAGAUUCUUUGAUGUAGAGGUUGAUGCAAGCUCAUCUGCGGCUGUAUCUGCUGCUGCUAUGAUAGAAGCAAUGGAGAAAGCUCAAGCUAAACUGAGAAGUGCAAAGGAUUUACUGGAGAAAAAGAGGGGGAAUUCUCAAAACUGUGCAAAACCAGGACCAAAGAAUGAUGGGACUGGAAAGGUCGACAAGACUUUUGAAGUAUCCAGUGGUAUGAGAGAUGAGUCAUUGCAGAGUGAUUGUGCUGGAGACCUCGGUGGAAUGAGAUUUUCUGUUAAGGAGAGGUAUAAGGCAACACGUACAACUGAUGCAGUUCGGGUUUCAGUAGUUGGAGAAAAACCACUAGAUGGAGCUAAAGUGUCUUCAUUGCCAAAGGCUACCAACGAAUUCUGGUCAACCCAAGAGCCUGAUAAAAUUGAUGUUGUGGAUGAAUGGAAAGAAGCAACACAAUUUUUCGAACUAGUGAAGGUAGAUAGAUUGAGACAGAAAUUUGUGCAGAUAGAUAGUGCAAACAUUUUGUUACCAAAUUCAGAACAGCAGGGGUGUAAGAAGAAGGAAAAAAAGUCGGCCCUGGAAGCAUAUGGGCACCCAAAGGAAAAUGAUGAGAAAUCAAACCCAGUUAGCGAGUCUUAUGAGUUGGAGGAAUAUGAGACUAAGGUGAAAGUAAUGAAAGGAGCUUAUAAUCAUGAAGAAAACAGUGUCACUUUAGAAACAUUCGAUGGGAUAUGCACACAAAAGGAGGAUGAAAAGAAGGCAAACAUGGAUCAAGAAGCUCUUGAACAUGGAGAAGUUGACAAGUUGUUCAGAACAGGCCAACAAACUGUUGAAGCUGUGAAGAAAUGUACUGGAACUGAUGAAUCAGAAGAAAAUGAGGAUUCAGCUGGGAAAGAGAACAAGUAUACAGUUCAUCAAAGCAUGAAGCUGGCGAAAGGGCAGCAUCUAAAGGAGGCCAAUAACAGUAUGGAAGGUGAAAAGAGACGCAAAAAGUCACGUCAAAGACGAGAAAAUGAAGAUAGGCAACUUCAGGCUUUUGAGGGAGAAGAAAAUGAGAGAAAGCUUAACAAGGCUCUCAAAAGAGCGGAGGAGAAUAGAAGACUGAAGGAGGUUUCUGAACAGGAGGCAAAAGAGAAGAAGAUCAAGGAGGUCCUUGAGCGGGAGGAAAAUGAGAAGAAAGAGAUACACACUAAUCAUGACGGAAAGGCUCUGGAGCUAGAAGAGAUGGAAAAGAGAUUAAAAGAGGCUACUGAAGUGGAAAAGAAUGAGAGGACACACAGGGAGGAUUGCGAAAGAGAAGAAAAUGAGAAGAGAGUAAAAGAGGCUCUUCAGCUUGAAGAGAGUGAGAUGAGACUGAGAGAGGCCAUUGAAUGGGAAGAGACUGAAAGGAAACAGAAGAAGACACGUGAAAGAGAAGAAAAUGAACAGAUGCAAAAAGAGGCUCUUGAGUGGGUGGAAAAUGAGGAGAAACAAAGAGAUGCUGAUAAAAAGGAGGAGAUCACGACCGAGAGGAUGCUUGAAAAUGCUACUGAGAGUAACAAACUGAAGGGAGGGAAUGAAAUGCAUAAGCAGACAAAGCAAAAUAAUGAGCAGAAGAAAAUAGACGUGGCUCAAGGAAUGCAUGGGCACUUGGGGGGGGAGGAUGUCAGGGUAUUCAAUGAGAGUUGUCUGCCAGAUGAUAGUAAAAACCUCAGAUCAAUUCAAUUUACUGUCAAGCAUGAGGAGAAUUGUAUAAAAGUAGAAGCAACUAAAUAUGCUUUUGAUGGCGAGAAUAAUGGAGGGACACCUGUCAAACCCAGUUCUAUACUUAGGAACUCAGAAGCAGUUGAAAUGGAGAGUAUGAUGGUUGAUGGAAAAUCUAAAGCCUCUCGCUUGUUGGGAGGUGAUGUGGUGCUUGAGGGGAAUGUAUUCAGAAUGACAGAUGUUGCGGAGGCACUUAACAUGGAUGACAGUUUGAAGAAGGCAAGGGAUGCUGACCUUGGUCUUGGACAACGAAUUGUUGAGAAAAUCAAAAGUGCCUCUGAGAUGGACUUGGAUAUUAAAAAUCAAGGAAGGAAGUUUGUUAAUGAAUGGGGAGAAAGAGAAAAUGGUAUCAAGCACACCCAGGUUACAGUAUAUCAGGUGGACAACAAGGAGAAAGUCAUGUCUACUCGAGUGGUGAAAGAGUCGGUUGAAACUGGAAGAAAAAUAGAAGCAGCUGAGCCAGCUUUAAGUCAAAGUAAGGGAAGUACACGGGAAGCAGCGCAUCAGAUUAAUAUUGGUCAAAGUGCUGAAAGAAGAAAAAAGCAUCUUAAUGAGGCUUGUGCAUCAGAGGAGAAAGAAGCUUUAAGAAUGAAACGAGAAAGAGAGCUGGAGCAGGAACGUCUUAGAAGGGUAGAAGAAGAGAUGGAGAGGGAGAGGGAAAGAGAAAAAGAUAGAAUGGCUGUAGACAGGUCAGCACUUGAAGCCCGUGAUAGGACUUAUGCUGAAGCUCGUGAGAGGGCAGAGAGGGCUGCUGUGGAGCGAGCGACUGUUGAAGCUAGACAAAGAGCAUUGGCAGAGGCUCGUGAAAGACUAGAAAAGGCAUGUGCAGAAGCUAGGGAUAAGAUGUUAUCAGAUAAGACAUCUGCAGAGAGCAGGCUCAGGGCAGAGCGUACUGCUGUAGAAAGAGCAACUGCAGAGGCUCGAGAACGUGCAGAAAAAGCAAUGGCCGAAAAGGUUGCCUUUGAGGCUAGAGAACGAAUGGAAAGAUCUACUUCAGAUAAGUUCUCUGGCUCCUCCAGAAAUCAGGGAAUGAGACCAAGCUCUUCAUCCUCUGAUUUGCAAAAUCAAUUUCAGAAUGCCAACCCUUUUGGUGGCUCAGCAUAUCCAUAUCCUUAUGCUUAUGGUGAUAAAGCUUCAUAUCAUGGCAAAAAGUCUGAUGGAGUUGAAGGGGAAUCACCUCAAAGGUGUAAAGCUAGGUUGGAGAGGCAUCAGCGAACAGCUGAGCGCGCGGCAAAAGCUCUGGCGGAGAAGAAUAUGUGGGAUCUUCUCGUUCAAAGAGAACAAGCGGAGAGAAAUAGAUUGGCUGAAAGUCUGGCUGCUGAUGUUAGAAGGUGGUCAAGUGGGAAGGAAGGAAAUUUGCGUGCAUUGCUUUCGACAUUGCAAUAUAUCCUUGGCCCUGAUAGCGGUUGGCAGCCAAUUCCGCUAACAGAAGUUAUAACGUCAGCUGCUGUAAAGAAAGCUUACCGAAAAGCUACUCUUUGUGUUCAUCCUGACAAAUUACAGCAACGGGGAGCUAGCAUCCAGCAGAAGUACAGAUGUGAAAAGGUCUUUGAUCUUCUGAAGGAUGCUUGGAACAGAUUCAACUCAGAAGGGCGGUAGCACAGGCGUAUUGCUUUGCUACUCAAGAGUAAAUGCAUUUUAUAUUCGCCCUAUGAUUCUUGUCAAAUUUGUAGUUGGUGGGUGUAAUCUUCAUCGCAGGUAAAUAGGUUUUAACCGCCAUUAUUGAAGGGAAAAAAGGGCGGCUGCUUUAUGUUCUAAA